CUCUCUGUUUCUGUCGUUCAAUUUGAUUGUAUUCGUAUUCGUUCGUGGAAUGGGUGUUCUCUGUCUGUUUCUUGUAUUGAUUGUGAAAAUGGUGGUCUGCUCAGUGUUUUUCAGUCCUCCUGCAAUUAUGUUUUGGGAGAGAGAUUUCAAUUUGUGCUGGUUUUAGUUUUCGUACUGAGGUUUUAGGAAUCGAUGUUUCAGUGAAAUGGGAUUUGGGGCUGCCAUCCAUGAUGGCUUGGCUUAACACGGGCGGCCGUGGGGGGUGCCGCCGGCGGCGGCGGCGGCGGCUCAAGGGAAUAAAAAAAAUGAGAGAGAGAGAGAGAGAGAGAGAGAUGCUUUAUACUGUUUGGUUUGGCAGAUCCAUGGUCGUACUGCAGUAGCAUUGAACUCUGUUAUAUCUGGAUCUGUUUCGCUUUAUGUGAUGAACUGGAGCCACUUUCUUUGAACAGGACACUUUGUCAUUUGUAUUGACUAUUAUAAAUUACCUGCAGUGAUAAUUUUUAACUUGCUAGUGCUAAUGCCAUUUUUUAGUCCUCCCUUUUGAUUCAUCAUCUUGUUCUUACAGAUUACUAAAGGAUCUUAUUAUGCCAUAUGGGUAUAUCUAGCUCCUGUCCAUUUGCAGAGUAUAUAGAUUUGGGAAACAAUUUAGAAUCCAUUUUGAUAAAAUCCAUAAGUUUUGGAGAUGAAGAAAAAACUUCAAUGCGGUCUGUUAGUUUCACAAGCAGAGAUUCAGAACCAAAAGUAAUCGAAGGACGAGAUUUGGAGAACCUGUCCUCAUUGGAGACUCGUUCAUUAGAAACAGGAAAUGACAUGGGUGUGGCAUCGAUCAGCCCAAAGAGUGAAGAGUUUGAUAAUCAAUCUCUAAGUUUAUAUAAUGAUCUGGGAAGAUUUCGAAACCUACCAGUUCUGGAUCCAACCAAUCCCAAGCAUGCUGCUGCUCUAAAAUUGCAGAAAGUGUAUAAAAGCUUCCGCACCAGAAGAAAGCUAGCGGAUUGUGCAGUUCUUGUUGAACAAAGCUGGUGGAAACUAUUAGACUAUGCUGAACUCAAGCGAAGUUCUAUAUCAUUCUUCGACAUGGACAAACGUGAAUCUGCUAUUUCGCGCUGGUCGAGAGCAAGAACUAGAGCGGCUAAGGUUGGAAAAGGCUUAUCCAAGAAUUCUAAAGCUCGAAAGCUUUCUUUGCAACAUUGGCUCGAGGCUAUUGAUCCACGGCACCGAUAUGGCCACAACUUACAUUUUUAUUACAUGAAAUGGCUUCAAAGUCAGAGUAGAGAACCCUUCUUCUACUGGUUGGAUAUAGGAGAAGGGAAGGAAGUAAAUCUGGUGGAAAAAUGCCCGCGAUCGAAACUCCAACAACAGUGCAUCAAGUAUUUGGGUCCUAUGGAAAGGCUUGCAUAUGAAGUUAUUGUGGAAGAUGGGAAACUUGUGUACAAACAAUCAGGGAAACUCGUCCACACAACUGAAGAAACUAGAAAUACAAAAUGGAUUUUCGUCCUAAGCACGUCGAAGACCAUGUAUGUUGGAAAGAAGAAGAAAGGUACGUUCCAGCACUCGAGCUUCUUAGCUGGAGGAGCUACAACUGCUGCUGGGAGAUUGGUCGUCGACAAUGGUGUUCUGAAGGCUGUUUGGCCUCAUAGCGGACACUAUCGACCAACUGAAGAAAACUUUAAGGACUUCAUAUCAUUCCUUAGAGAGAACAAUGUGGAUCUUACUGAUGUGAAGACAAGUCCUAGUGAUGAGGAGGAUGAUUAUCUGGACAACCAAAAGAGUGGCCGUCACAUUAGGAACAACUCAUCAGAGGAGGACUUCAUCGAAAAGCUGAACGGCUUUGAGAGUGAAGAGAACAAUGCUGAAGAAUCAACUGAAAGAAAACCACAUUCAUUGGAUGAGCAAAGACAGUCUUCCAUUGCAUUAUCCGAUUUAAAGUGUUCGUGCAACAUUGGUAAAAAAUUGACCAAUCUUGAGAUACCAAACAGGGCUGAAGUGAUCGAGAUGUUUGAGAGAGAAGAACAAGAUGUGGGAACCAAUGGCAAUAAUGGUUUUCUAUUGGAAUCCCCUGUUGGUAGUUACAAAUAUACAGAGAAUUCAUUCUCUCGAAAGCCAAACGUUUAUGAUGAAGAUCAAGGGAAUACUGAAGUGAAGAUCAUUCCUAAGGAGUCAAUCCUUAGAAGGUUAAAUUCACAUAAGGAACCCAAAUCAUACCAACUAGGGAAGCAGUUGUCCUGCAGAUGGACAACCGGAGCAGGUCCCCGCAUAGGCUGUGUGCGAGACUAUCCAUCGGAACUUCAGCUACGAGCGUUGGAGCAAGUAAGCUUAUCACCAAGAAGCUCAGCUCAUUCAUGGCUGCCCAGCUAUCCUUAUGCUGCCACCUGUGAGCUGAGCCCCGCAACGGCAACACCACCAGCUUUCAUGGCCAGAUAACGGGAAACAUAAGAAGGUGACUGACCAUUCCUAGACAUGAUCCUCUUGUUUUUUUCAGAGGAACAUCAGUGAAUGGAGCAGAUAUAGAAUGGCAAUAGAUUCCUUAUAUGUUCAUUCUUUUGUGUAUAUACAAAAAGAGGAUUUAGGAAUUCUUGGUGAUUCUUUCUUACUAACCCAUUUAUUCCUUUUUUUUUUUUUGUGUGUAACAAAGGGAAACACCACACAUAUUUCCCUCUUCAUUUUAUUCUUAUAAAGAAAAAAGCAUAAGUUCUAGAGCGUUGAGUUCAUGGCUGUUCUGGUAUUGUU
Messenger RNA from Momordica charantia (bitter melon), 2727 nucleotides. Its product is annotated as IQ domain-containing protein IQM2. NCBI's taxonomy places the organism in Eukaryota, Viridiplantae, Streptophyta, Magnoliopsida, Cucurbitales, Cucurbitaceae. The record is from RefSeq and is a predicted model, not a curated record.